AUGGCGGCGCCGCUAGAGUUUGCCUAUACCUCCUCGGAGGAAGAGGUAAUAGACGAUAUUCCCCAUACAAAGAAGUUGGUGGCCACUUCGCAAACAGAGGAUUUAACAGCCCCAGCCACAAAAGGAGACAUCAAGGUACUUAUGAAUAACAUCAGAGCCUUCUUUAAUGCCAACCUUGAUAUAAUUAGAGAGGACAUUACAGUGGUUACCGGAAGGGUGUGAGCAACUGAGGAAACAGUCUCCACAAUAACUCACCCCCAGGAGAACAGCAAGGAGCUGAUCCAACAACUACAAGCAGCCCAUAAAGCUGUUCAAGUCAGAUUGGACAAUCUGGAAGAUUCACGGAGGUGCAAUAACCUCAAAAUUAGGCGUAUUGCUGAAAAGGUUGAUGACCACGAAUUGCUGCACUUUGUACGUCGCCUAAUGGCCUCACUGAUGCCUCAAGAUGCCGCAAAAUGGAUCAAGCUGCAUGGCUGCCUUCGACUUACCAAAUCCGGCAGGGGUCACUCAUGA
Pelobates cultripes (western spadefoot toad) is the source of this 513-nucleotide messenger RNA. Lineage: Eukaryota; Metazoa; Chordata; Amphibia; Anura; Pelobatidae. The record is from the annotation of a GenBank genome assembly.